AUGACUGGUCUGAAGUCAGUCUGUCGGUGUUUUGGAAAGGUGUCGGUUGUGUGUAAAUUGAGUGCGAAAAGUAUUUUUUUCAACAAAUCAAGUGUUUCUGGAGUUCACAAUGUCGGAUGAAAUUGCCGAGAAUGGAACAGCGAACGGAGACGUCCCGGAGAUCGAGUUGAUUAUAAAGGCAUCGACGAUCGACGGGCGACGGAAAGGCGCGUGUUUGUUUUGCCAAGAGUACUUCAUGGACCUGUACCUGUUAGCGGAACUCAAGACCAUCAGUUUAAAGGUGACGACAGUAGACAUGCAGAAGCCGCCUCCAGACUUCCGUACCAACUUCGAGGCCACGCAUCCGCCGAUCCUGAUCGACAACGGGCUCGCGAUACUCGAGAAUGAGAAGAUCGAGCGGCACAUCAUGAAGUCGGUUCCUGGAGGACACAAUCUUUUCGUACAGGACAAGGAAGUGGCGUCGCUGAUCGAGAACCUGUACUCCAAGCUGAAGCUGGUGCUAGUGCGCAAGGACGAGCAGAAGUCGGCGGCGCUGCGGGCGCACCUCGCGCGCAUCGACGCGCUGCUGGAGCGCAGGGCCACGAGGUUCCUGACCGGCGACACGAUGUGUUGCUUCGACUGCGAGCUGAUGCCGCGGCUGCAGCACAUCCGCGUCGCCGGAAAGUACUUCGUCGACUUCGAGAUCCCGACGAGCUUCCGCGCGCUCUGGCGCUACAUGUACCACAUGUACCAGUUGGACGCGUUCACGCAGAGCUGCCCCGCCGACCAGGACAUCAUCAACCAUUACAAACUCCAACAGUUGUCGGUGAAAGGCCUGGGCCUCUCGCCCGCGCCCGCGCGGCCUAGCGAUACGAACACGGCGCUGAAAAUGAAGAAACACGAAGAACUCGAGACGCCGACGUUCACGACAUCUAUCCCUGUCGACGUGAGCGAGAAUCACGCGGACUAACGCCGCGGAGCGAACUGAGCCUUGGUACAAUACACAUUAGGCGGGAAAUCGAAUGUCCACCGUUAUUUUAGCAUACACUACGUGCUGUUUCUUUGCAUUUCUCGGCGGGGGCUACAA
Messenger RNA from Ostrinia nubilalis (European corn borer), 1066 nucleotides. RefSeq names its product chloride intracellular channel Clic (gene Clic). The record is from RefSeq and is a predicted model, not a curated record. The transcript is spliced from 8 exons. Gene Ontology annotation, biological process: chloride transport. NCBI's taxonomy places the organism in Eukaryota, Metazoa, Arthropoda, Insecta, Lepidoptera, Crambidae. Gene Ontology annotation, molecular function: chloride channel activity. The coding region runs from base 110 to 949 and encodes 279 amino acids. Gene Ontology annotation, cellular component: cytoplasm; apical plasma membrane.